AUGAGCUGGCUGAGCAGGUUGACGCCGCGCACCCCCGCUGCCCGCCCGGGUCGCGGCAGUGCCGCCCCCCAGGAAUCGCCCUCCUGCACCGCAGACCCCGAAACCUGCCUCAUGGUCUUUGAGAACCACUGGAGACAAGUUCGCCACGUGCUGGAGCGGAACGAGCCGUCGCGCUCCACCGACGACCUGAUCGCCGUGAGCAACCACGCCGACCAGAUGUUCUGCCUGCUGGCCGAGGAGCGGCCGCCCGCGAGCCAGGGCGAGGAGGACGCCGGCGACGGGCCCAUCCUGCAGCUGGUGGUCCGCGAGCAGGUGCUGGAGCACCUUCUGCUCUGGCACCUGCGACGCGGGCCCGACCCCGACAGCCUGGGGGGGCUGCUCAAGCUCUUCGAGAUGCUGAUCGGCCAAUCGCGGCAGGCCUUGCUGCGCCGCCCCGCCGUCCUGCACCCGCUGCUUAGGCUGGUGGGGGCGUGCGCCCACCCGGAGCGAGGCUGCCCACCCGCGCUGGAGAACAGCCUGGUGCUUCUUCUCAAUCAGGUGUGCGUGCGCACGGCCCGUCAGCCGCUGCUGCUGGAGACCUUGUUCCGGGCGGCUCCGGCGCAACAGGGUUCCACCAACCUGCUGAUCUUCUCGCUGCUGGUCCCCUUCAUCCACCGGGAGGGCGCCGUGGGGCAACAAGCCCGCGACGCCCUGCUGCUGGUCAUGGCCGCCUCCGCCGGCAACCGCGGCGUGGCGCGCUACAUCGCUCACAAUUCCUACUUCUGCCCGGUGCUGGCGACGGGUCUGAGCGCGCUCUACUCGUCGCUGCCCCGCAAGAUGGAGGUCCGCGGGGACGACUGGCACGCUCUGCGACGCGAGGACUGGAUGGGCGAAUCGUCGCUGGUGGUCUUCAUGAACUCGCUGGAGUUCUGCAACGCCGUGGUGCAGGUGGCCCACCCCGUGGUGCGCUCGCAGCUACUCGACUACCUGCACAACGGCUUCCUGGUCCCCGUGGUGGCGCCCGCCCUCUAUAAGUCGUCAGUGGACGAGAUGAUCGCCAGCACGGCCUACCUGGACCUGUUCCUGCGCAGCGUGAGCGAGACGGCGCUGCUCAAGACAUUCCUGCGCUUUAUCCUGCUGCAUCGCCUGGACAACGACUCCAUCCUGGACACGCUGCUCACGCGCAUCAGCAGCAACUCCAGGCUCUGCAUGGUGUCCCUAAGCCUCUUCCGGACUCUCCUGUCCUUCAACUGCGAGGACAUCAUGCUGCAGCUCGUCCUCAGGUACCUGCUGCCGUGCAGCCACGUCAUGCUGAGUCAGCGGCGCGCCAUCAGGGAGGCCGACACUUACGGGAAAUGCGCCCGCAAGUUCCUGUCCCUCAUCCCCGAGUGCUGCCGUGCCUCCGCGCCGCCGCGGGACGAGGAGACUGCCUUCAGGAGCAAAGCGACCCACAACGCGAGCGCCGACUCCACGCAGUCCAGACCCGGCACGCCGUCCCGCUUGGCGUUCUUCAUCCGCCAGCAGAGCGCCGGCGUCGGGGCUCCCUCUUCCCCCGCCGGCUCGGAGUCCGGCGAGUCGCUCUCCCCCGACAGCCCCGCUCGCCAGCCGCAGCCCGAAAUCCUGGCCUGGGAUUCGGGCUACCUGGACUACCUGAGGGACGCCCGGCGAGGCAUCGAGCUUUGCUCCUGGGCCUGUCGGGACUGGUCGGCGCCUUACGACGGCGAGGACCCCUCACCGGGCGCCGCCCCGCCUCCCCCUCCCGCGCGGCCCGAGCGCUCGGGCGGCCCGCAGAGGGCGGCGGCGGCGAGGACCGAGUGGAGCGGCUCGGAGCACGACAGCGGCGAGUGGGACGUCACCAUCGGACAAAACAACUGCAUCAGCCUGACGCCGCGCUCCAAGAAACGCGGCCUUCAGCGAGAAGAACUCUUCCCCAAAUCCGUCCCGCCGCAACUCUGCUCCGACCCUUUACCGACGAGCUCGCCGACCGACCCCGCCUCCCCGCCGGCCUUGCGCAACGGUACGGCGGGACCGGGUCAGGACAGAGAGCUGGAAGCCAAGAAAGCGAAGCGAGAACGGGACCACCGGGAGUUCUUGGACGAGAACUCAAAUCGGAACGGAAGCCCUAAAGACGCCGACGGAGCCACGCCGGCGCCCGUCGACGGCACGGUGGAGAGUCUGAUUCGGGAGCUUUUGGAGCAAUCUCCCGGCGACGCGCGGGACGACGGCGCGGAGGAACGCGGAACUCCGCCUUCGGACGAGGACGCGGAGGAGAAAAUGUCCGCCGAGGCCAAAGGGAAAGGAUCCGAAAUGGCCGUCUACAGUCCUGCCAAACCUCUCGUUCAGGGCUCGUGCCAGCCGUACACGGGCCCCCUGCUGGCGGUGCUGUUGGCCAAGUUGGAGAACAUGCCGCACAACUCGCUGUACGUCAACAUCCUUCUGACGGGCACGGUGGCGCGACUGGCGUGCUACCCUCAGCCGCUACUGCGCUCCUUCCUUCUCAACACCAAUAUGGUCUUCCAGCCCAGCGUCAAGUCUCUCAUCCAGGUCCUGGGCUCGGUGAAGAAUCGUAUCGAGGCCUUCGCCGCCUCCCACGAGGACUUUCCCGCCAUGCUGAGGAAAGCCCAGCAGUACCUGGUGGCGCGCGGGAAGCUGGAUUGGAGCGAAGGGCCCGGGGCCGUGCCGCCCCUCCGCCGCUCGGACUCGCUAGUCAAGAGUCGCAAGUCGUCCCUCAGCGACCUGCUCCUCCGCCACGCCAACAGCCCCGCCCGGACCCGCAGCGCCGCCCAAAUGGCCUUGGCCCACGUGCGGGUGGGCGGUCAGACGCUACACAGCGCCCUGUUCCGCGGCGGCGCGUCCAGUUUGGAGAAGCAGGCCGAGGCGCUACGCGUGAAAAACGCCGUCUACUGCGCCGUCAUCUUUUGCGAGUUUCUCAAAGAGCUGGCCGCCCUGGCUCAGGAGCACGCCGUGGCGCUACCCUUCGCUUGCGCGGACGCUGAAGAGUAG
Molecule: messenger RNA, 2982 nt
Organism: Nerophis lumbriciformis (worm pipefish)
Lineage: Eukaryota; Metazoa; Chordata; Actinopteri; Syngnathiformes; Syngnathidae
Source: RefSeq, a predicted model, not a curated record